Molecule: messenger RNA, 1574 nt
Organism: Corylus avellana
Lineage: Eukaryota; Viridiplantae; Streptophyta; Magnoliopsida; Fagales; Betulaceae
Source: RefSeq, a predicted model, not a curated record
CCCACUCAUUGCUCGGUUGUCUCACCAUAUUCCUUAGAUUCAACACAAUUUCCUUUGUCUUCAUCUCCCGAAGACCUCAUACACUAGACAGGAAUCUCAAGCAAGCAGACAGCACAGAUAGAUCUCUUAGUGCUGUCCAUUUGACCAAGAAAGAUCUCUCUCUCUUUUCUCUCUGUUGCACUUGCACAGACAAUACUAUAUAAAGGAGGCUCCAAGUAUCAAACAUAGACAUGCAGAUUCUCCAAUGGUUCUUUAAGGUAACACAUGAACAAGCAAGGGAGAUUAAUACUUCUAGCACUUCCAAUUACAAGAAGGAAACCAUUAAUGAUCAUGAACCAAAACCAGAAGAUAUAAUUCUGUUUAAGCAUGCCCGGGUGCGUCGAAGAUUGAUUGAAGUUGAAGGAAGUGAAUUUUGUUGCAAGAAUUUCAAGCCAUUUAAAAUUUUAUGCAGGAGAGAUAUUGCAAAGGCUUGCUUCUCUAGCACCCUCAAGUUAAAAAGACUAGGAAGUUUUAAUUCAAGGAAGUGUGGGAUCCACUCAAUGAAAAUGAAGAAAGAAGAUAUUGCUCGAGGGCUAGGAAUGAGUCACAAGGUGGAUUCUUCUUCUCAUGCAGGAAACAAAGUUUUGCCAAUAAGUGAGACCACAUUGUCAUCAUCAACUAACACAGAUGACCAAUGUGGCAGCACAUCAGAAAAGAAAGACAGGCUUAAGGGAGACAAAACCAAAGCCAUGUCAAGAAUGAAGGAGCUGCUGAGAUGGGCUGCUGCUGCAAAAUCAGAGAAGGGAGGAAAAUUCAUUGGUAGAAAGGUUCUACAAUUCCGAAAUCGUGGUAGCCUAAAAGCAGUGCCAGAUGAUGAUCAACUUAGCAAUGAUUCUCCAAAGAUCAGUUUCAGGUGGGAUGUGGAAAGCUGCUCCACCACUUCCUCUGUCUACUCUGCGUUUUCUAUGGCUUCCUCAUCUCAAAUUGACCAAAACAGGAACAUUCCAUCAUCAAAUUCAACCCCUUUUCAAGACAACCAUCAUACCACUUCUAGAAAAGGAAAUUGGAUCACUACAGACUCCGAUUUUGUGGUGCUAGAGCUAUGAAGAGGAGAGUUUAAAGAUGAUCUUCCAAGGUUAAAUCAAAAUCAACUGUAGCAUUCACAUUCGACACAGCAAAUUUACUCUCUAUUUUAACUAAAAAAAUUACGUUUCUCUGUUUUAGCUAUCAACUUUUCCAAAACACCUACAUCUGACACUCUAUUUUAGCUAUUCACUUUCACUAUUCUAUUUAAAUAUUCAUUUACAAGGAUUUCUUUAUUCUUUCUUCGAGAGGGGAGAGAAUGUUAGAGAUUUUUAAAUGCUUUUUUUCACAUUUGGUGAGUAAACAUUGUUCAUCAAAUGUUUCAGCAUUUUCUUGAGUUGGAUGUAAUUGUAACAUCUUGACUGGCCAAAAUAACGUUUGUAUUAUUUUGACUAGCCCGAUGAAAAUGCUCUUAAGCUUUGUAGUUGGAUGGUUGUUGUUCAAUCUAGUUCCUCUUAAAUAUCAGAGCAAUUUAAUGUAACAUCAAUUUAAGGCUAUGAAAUGUACCUACA